This is a messenger RNA of Mirounga angustirostris (Northern elephant seal), 4354 nucleotides long. RefSeq names its product adenylate kinase 7 (gene AK7). NCBI's taxonomy places the organism in Eukaryota, Metazoa, Chordata, Mammalia, Carnivora, Phocidae. Bases 390 to 2552 code for a protein of 720 amino acids. Gene Ontology annotation, molecular function: nucleoside diphosphate kinase activity; ATP binding; AMP kinase activity. Gene Ontology annotation, biological process: nucleobase-containing compound metabolic process. Gene Ontology annotation, cellular component: cytoplasm. The transcript is spliced from 18 exons. The record is from RefSeq and is a predicted model, not a curated record.
GGUCUCGUGAACCCGGGGCGGUUCCAGUUUCAGAAUUAAAGAGACGAAAGGGAGCCGGGGUCGCGUGGCCCCUAUGGCAAGGCCCCGGGAGGCUCCGAAAGAGGACUCGCUCCGCGGGCGGGCACUGGGCGUGGAGCCAGGCAGAGCGGGGGUGGGGGGCCACUGGGGCCCCCAGGCCCCGCAGCGCCCACCCCGCGCGGGAGACCCGCGGCCCCGCCCCCGCCCCGGGAACGCCCCGCCUCGCGCCCUAGGCCCCGCCCCGCCUCGCGCCCUAGGCCCCGCCCCCCUCGCGCCCUAGGCCCCGCCCCCGGAGAGCCAGCCCCGCCCCGCCCCACCUCCUUGGCAACCAGAGGGACGCUUUCCCCUUAGCAACCAGUGCUGCCCCCAGCAUGGCUGAAGAAGAGGAAGCCACGGAGAAAGUUAUCCGGAUCCAGCGGGUGUUUAUAAACCUGCUGGAUUCAUACAGCAGCGGGAACAUCGGGAAGUUUCUGUCUAACUGCGUAGUCGGGGCUUCCCUUGAAGAAAUUACAGAAGAAGAGGAAGAAGAAGAUGAAAAUAAGUCAACCAUGCCGGAAGCCUCAUCAGCCAAACUGAAGGAAGGCACCUUCCAGAUUGUGGGCACGCUCUCCAAGCUCGAAAGCGUCCGGCCCAACUUUGCCGUGGAGACAUACAGUACCAUCUCUCGAGAAGACCUUCUCAUGCGCCUCCUGGAGUGUGACGUCAUCGUUUAUAACAUCACUGAGAACCCACAGCAAGCAGAGGAGGCCAUCUGGGCAGUCUCUGCACUGAAUGAAGAAGUCAGCCACUUUGAGAAGCGCAAGGUAUUUAUUUUAGUAUCCACGGUGAUGACCUGGGCACGAUCCAAACCCCUGGACCCUGAUGAUUCUGAGAUUCCAUUUACUGAAGAGGAUUAUCGAAGAAGAAAACACCAUCCAAAUUUUCUGGACCACAUAAAUGCCGAAAAAAUGGUUCUCAAAUUUGGAAAAAACGCCAAAAAAUUUGCAACUUACGUGGUUGCUGCCGGACUUCAGUAUGGAGUAGAAGGAGGCAUCUUACAUUAUUUUUUUAAGAUAGCUUGGUUGGGUGAGGUCCCUGCAUUACCCGUGUUUGGAGAUGGAACAAAUGUAAUUCCAGCAAUUCAUGUUCUUGACCUAGCAGGAGUGAUACAAAACAUCAUAGACCACGUGCCGAAGCUUCAUUACCUGGUUGCAGUGGAUGAGUCUGUUCAUACCCUGGAAGACUUGGUCAAGUGCAUCAGUAAAAAUACUGGCCCUGGGAAAAUCCAGAAAAUACCCAGAGAAAAUGCUUUCCUAACCAAGGACUUAACACAAGAGUGCCUUGACCAUUUACUGGUCAAUUUGAGAAUGGAAGCACUUUUUGUGAAGGAGAAUUUUAACAUUCGAUGGAGUGCCCAAACAGGAUUUGUGGAAAAUAUCAACAAUAUCCUCAAAGAGUACAAGCAAAGCAGAGGACUAUUGCCGAUCAAGAUCUGCAUUCUGGGUCCUCCUGCUGUGGGAAAAUCCAGUAUUGCCGAAGCCUUGUCUAAGUAUUACAAGUUGCAUCACAUUAAAUUGAAGGAUGUUAUUUCCGAAGCCAUAGCGAAACUGGAGGCGAUUGUCACACCUAAGGAUGAAGGGGAAGAGGAAGAAGAAGGUGAGGAGGAGGAAGAGGAGGAGAAUGUGGAAGAUGCACAGGAGCUCUUGGAUGGCAUCAAAGAAAGCAUGGAGCAGAAUGCAGGCCGACUAGAAGAUCAAUAUAUAAUUAGAUUUAUCAAAGAAAAGGUGAAAUCUAUGCCUUGCAGGAAUCAAGGUUAUAUUUUGGAUGGAUUCCCAAAGACCUAUGAUCAAGCUAAAGACCUGUUCAAUCAAGAAGAUGAGGAGGAAGAAGAAGAAGUCAGAGGCAAAAUGUUUCCCUUUGAUAAACUAAUCAUACCUGAGUUCGUUUGUGUGCUGGACGCCUCGGAUGAGUUCCUGAAGGAGCGGGUGAUGAACCUUCCUGAGAGCAUUGUGGUAGGGACCCAUUACAGCCAGGACCGCUUCCUCCGGGCUCUGAGUAACUACCGGGACCUCAAUACUGAAGAUGAGACUGUCAUCAACUAUUUCGAUGAGAUUGAAAUCCACCCAAUACAUAUUGAUGUAGGAAAACUUGAAGACUCUCAGAAUAGACUUGCCAUCAAACAGCUCAUCAAAGAGAUCGGGGAGCCUCGAAAUUAUGGUUUAACGGAUGAAGAAAAGGCAGAAGAGGAGCGGAGGGCUGUGGAGGAGCGGCUGGCCAAGGAGGCAAUGGACGAAGCAGAACGGGAAGCCAAGGAAGCCGUGGAGUUGGCCGAGAAGAUCGCUCGCUGGGAGGAGUGGAAUAAACGACUAGAGGAAGUGAAAAGAGAAGAAAGAGAAUUACUAGAGGCCCAGUCUAUUCCCCUGAGAAACUAUUUAAUGACCCACGUUAUGCCAACACUGAUGGAGGGGCUGAAUGAGUGUUGUAAGGUCAGACCGGAUGAUCCCGUUGAUUUUCUGGCAGAGUAUCUCUUCAAGAACAAUCCUGAAAUGCAGUGAAACUUUCAAGAUCGUGUGUGAUAUACCUUUACAGAGAUAGAGAUGAGGUUAACAGUGUAAUUUGAAAAUUUGCUUGAAAAAAAAGUUUUUCCAGUUUUGGGGAAAUUCUUUGUCUUCCCCACAGGCAAAUACUUUGUUAUUUUUUCUUAAUACUUUGUAAUUUUUUUUUGCAAAUACUUUAUUAGGUAGAGUCAUUAUAAAAAGCUGAUGGCAAUGAGUGACUUCAUUAAAGAACUUUAUUUGAAAGGUAAAUUGAUAAAGUAUCUGUGCCAUAAACUAUGGUUCAUGGGACAGAUAUUGAUUUAAUGUUUCAUUCUUAGUCAAAGUGUUCUGUGCACUUGGAUUUACAGUAAUUUAUAGCAUGAAGAAAAUCAGACUAUAUAUGAUUUGAACACGUAGGCUAAUGACUUUACACAGUCUGCUAUUGCCAUGUGCCAAUGGGAUCAGAAAGAAAGGAAAAUGGUUUAUGCUUUGUUGACUCACACUGAGUCAGAUGUCAUUGGCUUCCACUAAGUUAAGUUUUGAGUUCAGGGUCAGUACCUUAAGCGAUGAGUCAGAGAGGGAAUUGUAAAACUUUUGGUAGAAAAAAAUCCCGUAACAAAAUGAAUGAUCCUAAAUAUUUGGGAUAACUAAAAGUUGAAUAUUUUCAACAAACUUUACAAUAUAGGCGUAAGCCAUCAAUCUCUAUGGUCUUUCCUAGCUUGAAAAAUCCCAUCAUUUCUAGAAUUACACUGAAUGAGAAAUUACCCUGAGUGAAAAAUAUAUUAAAAUCUAUUCCAUCUCUUUAAAUAAUGUAAUCUGAAUAUAACUGCACUGUUUUUUUUUAUUAUUAUGGUAAAAUACGUACAACAUAACAUUUACCAUUGUGACCAUCUUAAAGUGUAAAAGUCAGUGACAAUAAGGGCAUUCCCUGUGUUUGUUCCAUGAAAGGGAGUUAAAUGCAAAACGACCUCCGAAGGCUGAGGCGGCAGGAAGACCAGAGAAAAAGGCUGACAAAUCCAGCUUGACAAGAAAUGGUUUAUUAAGGAGACUUAUGAACAGAAGUGUGUCUCAGGGUAGCCCCAAGACGAGUAGAUCCCCGAAACCCCACCCCCCACCCUUAAGAGCUGCUUUUAUUGCUCUAGGGGCUGGGAAUCCACCCAAUGGGAGAAUAAGGUGUGUGUUGAGGCAGCUGGGUGGCUCAGUCAGUUGAGCAUCUGACUCUUUGAUUGCGGCUCAGGUCAUGAUCUCAGGGUUGUGAGAUCGAGCUCCGCUGGGUGUGCAGCCUGCUUGAGAUUCUCUCCCUCUCUCUUCGCCCCCUCCCCCUUUAAAACAACAAUAACAGAAAGAAUAGGUCCUAAUUCCAGGGCACAUCAAGGACCUUAUGCCCUAAAGGUACACGUAAGGGUGUGGUUAAACAAAAGGAAAGAAUGUGAGGGAAGGACUGAGCUUGAGAAGGCUUCAGGUCACAGAGCUGUCCGCCUGUCAGCAGUCAGCCUUUGCCCAAGAUGGCAUUAGUCUGGUUCACACAGUGCGGGAUACUCAUCACCACUACCUAGUUUUAGAACCUUCCCAUCACCCAGAUGGAAAUCCUGUCCCCCAUACUAUCCCUUCAACCCAGCUCCUGGCAACCACCAAUCUGCUUCCUGUCUCUACGGAUUUGUCUCUUCUGGAUAUUUACAUAAACAGAAUCACACAAUAUGUGGCCUUUUGUGUCUUCUUUCACUAGCAUGUUUUUAAGGUUCAUGCCGUAGCGUGUUAUCAGGGCUUCAUUCCUUUUUGUGGCUGAAUAAUAUCUCACCACGUGCUGUUUAACCAUUCAU